AUGGCAAUUCCACAGGAGAAUGAAAAUAUUCUGAUCCGCCGUAUGCAGAGCUCAGACAUCCCACUCCUGGGCCCUUUGUCUGCGAAAGCAUACUGCAAUGACCCCCUCAAUACCUUUCUUUUUCCACGCCGUCUUGAACACCCCAAUCAUAUGAUCCGCCGCUUCGCCCAAGGGAUUCAAGCUCGUUAUCUCAACCCUCGAAACAUUGGCUUUGUAGCCGUGGAUCUCGCCAAUCCCUCGAUGCCUGUCGCUUACGCACAGUUUGUCCGACUAGGCGAUGACAAGGCUGCAUUGCAGCUGAUUGCAAACCAGCGGUCGUUCGGGCAUUUAUUGAAAGCAUGGUGGUUCAAGAUCCGAGCUGCGAUUGAGAAUUUCUUUUGGCCUGAUCGGUCUGUCGAUCCUGAUGCUAUGAGUACGUUUAUGAAAGCGGCCAACGCUGACAAAGAGUUUUAUUGGGAUUCUCCUGAGAUGAAGAUCAAAUAUGGGAAUAGGUGGCAUGCGCAAAGUGUCGUGGUGUCCGCGGCCUAUCGGCGGCAAGGCAUUGGGCGUCGAUUGGUGGAAGAGGUACUGCGGAGGGCACAGGAUGAAGGUGUAGUGGUGGGAUUGGAAGCUAGUAAAGAUGGAGCGACGCUCUAUCGGACGCUAGGGUUUGAGCUACGGGGUCCAUUCUCUAUGGUUAUUGGUCUGCCUGUGGGAGGGAUAAUGAUGUGGUCGCCGAAAGGGCUUCUAUGA
Messenger RNA from Penicillium verhagenii, 732 nucleotides. RefSeq names its product GNAT family N-acetyltransferase. The transcript has a single exon. Gene Ontology annotation, molecular function: acyltransferase activity, transferring groups other than amino-acyl groups. Lineage: Eukaryota; Fungi; Ascomycota; Eurotiomycetes; Eurotiales; Aspergillaceae. The record is from RefSeq and is a predicted model, not a curated record. Bases 1 to 732 code for a protein of 243 amino acids.